AUGGCAGGAGAAGAGCUGGAUCCUGAGUCCAGCCCUGGACAAGGGACCAACUGGCACCAUUACCACCAUCGCCCCAGAGCCCAGCCAGGGUCCAUCAUCCUGGGCAACAGAGGGCUGAAGGUACCCCGGGGGAGUUGGGUCUACCUGGAUCCUCUCUGUGACCUGGUGACCAGAGUCCUUCCAGGCGACUCCUGCCACGUCACGGUCUUCGACUAUGACCGCGCUGUCAUACCGGGAACACUCACCCCAAAGAAGUUCCCGUGCGCGUUCGAGAAAGGCCAGGUGAAGUACAUGCAUUUCGGGUCAAAGGUCAUUACCAGGGAUACGGUGAGGUUGCAGGUGAGGUACGACACGCAGACGGACACGCUGGUUAUACCGCUGACCUUAGAGGUCGAGGCGACCGCGAACGGUCGAGAGGUCGUGACCACGAACACUCCGCUGAUCGUGAGCGAGCUGGACGGGAUCUCUAGCGCCAUCAAUGGUCAGAGCUUGGGGAUUCCAUUCAGCGGGUCCGGUUCCGGCGGUUCCGUGUCGCGGUGUAAACUCACCGUGUUGAUCGGAACGGGCGGUUUCCCCAGACAUGGAACUCUUUUGAAUUACGUCACCAACGGUCAGCCGACGGACUGCCAUGCUUUCGUCAACAUGGAUGUUCGUUAUAAACUCACCCCCACCUCGGACUCCCCUCACAGCGACUACAUCCCCAUGCUGGCAGAGUUACUAGACCAACACGGGACAGUCACACAGCAGGAGUGCUUCCUCAUCACAGUCAGGAUCCGAGAGGGUAUCACCAACAGCCCUCCCAGACCCACCUUUCUCUCCAUGAUGAUGAUGGAGGUGGACCAGUUUGUGAUGGCGGCCAUCACCAGUGACGUGUUGGCGGCGGAAGACGCAGAGUCCGCCUCUGAUGACCUCAUCUUCAACAUCCUCACGACAUUGGCUCCAGACCAAGGUGACAUCAUCAGCACGGACGACCAGAACCAGCCAAUCGUGUCGUUCCGUCAGCGGGACGUCAAAGACCUGAAGAUCGCCUACAGACCUCCAGCAGAGGAUUCUGGUCGUCCCUCUGAGAGGAUCGUCCAUGUAGAGAUGGAGGUCGUGGAUUCAGACGAGGUGGCUUCAGAACGGUUCUCCUUCAUGAUAGUAGUCAAACCCAUGAACACACUGGCUCCUGUAGUCACCAUCAAUACUGGACAGAUGCUGUUUAAGGGCCAGUCCAGACCGCUGUCGUCCAACCAUAACCUCCGAAUCAGCGACAAAGACAACCUGUCAGACGUCAGGAUCACCGUCCUCCGAGGAUGUAAACACGGCGUCCUGACAGUCCUCGGGUCGCCUCUCGGGUCACCGCGGCAACGGGAGUUCUUUACGCCGGCGCAACUCGACAGCGGAUUGGUCGUCUACGAACACGACGGUUCCGAAACGUUCUCCGAUAACAUCCUGUUCCGCAUGACGGACGGGCGACUCAACGUCGACUUCCUGUUCCCAGUGACGAUUGUCGCCGUGGACGACGAGGCUCCGGUCAUCAAUGUCAACACCGGGUUGAUCCUGUCCCGGAAGGAGACCAAGAUGAUAUCAUCGGUGGUUCUAAGUGCGACGGAUGUUGAUUCCGAAGUCUCGACAGUGAAGUUUGUCCUCGUGGCGCCGUUCUCGACCAUUGGACAGGUGUUUCUCAGACAAUCACACCCACCUGGGGACCUCACCGGAUGGACAUUCAACACCGCCGAGCGAGUCUACGAAUGCGUCGUCACCGAAUGGCUCCAACGAGACGUAACAGAGGGUAGGGUGUUCUACCAACACACCGGACCUCAACUCACCUCCACCUUCACUGACCAAUUAGUGUUCCGUUGCCAGGACGACAACGUCCCUCCCAACCAAUCAGGCGACAACAUGUUCCUCGUCGGAAUCCACCCGGUCGACGACCUCGCACCGGAACCCUUUCCCGGUUCCACUCUAGUCCUGACCGUCAACGAGUACCAACUCACUCCGAUACAGAAGACGUGUUUACAUUUCACAGAUCUAGACUCUGACGACAGAGACCUGAGGUAUAUUAUCGCUAUCCCACCCACUAACACAGACCAGAACGACCCAACACCACUGGGCCAUAUCGUCCUGACUGACAACCCUACUGUUGUUGUCACUGAAUUCACCCAGGCACAGGUCAACCACCUCAAAGUAGCCUAUAAGCCACCUGAUCUGGAGUUGGGAACCACACCUAGAGUGGUCCAGUUCACCUUUAUCGUGAAAGAUCCAGUAGGACACUCUGUAGACGGAGUCUUUACUAUCAACCUGCAACCAGUGGACAACAAACCCCCAGUCACCAAAACUGGUGUCGACCUCAACGUCAAUGUAAAGAAUACGUAUGUGUUCACUAAGGAUGUGUUGGAUGCUACGGAUCAGGAUACGAGUGCUGAUAAUAUCACGUUCAUCGUGACCCAGGUUCCAAAGUUUGGCGUUCUGAGAUGUGUAGGUGUAGAUCUGUCCGUAUGGAAGUAUUUCACCCUAGCAGACAUCCACAGGGGUGUGGUAGUGUACGUUCACCAGGGUAACGGUCCGGGGAGUGAUGUUGUAAAAGUGGACGUUAGCGAUGGAUACCACAAGGUUCCCGUGACGAUCAGAAUCAACGUUGUUACUCAGGCUGUCGUGGCAACGCCACCGACGGCCCCUCCAACACCGCGUGAACUCCAUGUAAUCAUAGAGGUAAACGAGAACGGACAGAUUCAAAUCACAAGAGACAAAGUCCAGGUCAGCGGCAGGAUGCACGUUGAUGACCUCACCUUUCUCAUCGAACAACCUCCUCGCUUUGGGGUCGUCCAGGUGCAGGGCGUGCCCUCUGAUAGGCUGACGCUGCGUGACAUCAUCGACGGCCAGGUGACCUAUGUCCACACCAGUGGCGAGAUUGGACCUGGGAAACACAACGACACCUUCACGCUCACCGUGAUUGGUCCGUGGAUCUCCGGGGGCAACAGGGUCAUUCAGAAGGUCAAAGUUCAGGUGUCGAUACUUCCUGUUGACAGUGUUCCACCCAUAAUCAGUGUUAGGGAUCUGUUAAAGGUCACGGAAGGAGAGAAGAAGGUGGUAACAGUAGAGAACUUCCGAGUAGAGGACUCUGACACUGACGUUGACGUUGUUCUCUGUACCAUCCUGGUCCAGCUGACAUUCGGAUACUUAGAGAUCACCUCAGCCAGUCCUGGCUCAGAGAAGUCCAGAGCGGGAUUCGCUGUGACGGCGUUCCACUACCGAGACAUUCGACUCGGGAAUGUCGUCUACGUUCAGAGUAUACAUAAAGGAACGGAACCCGUCGAGGAUAGGACGACACUCCAGUGUUCAGACGGUAUCAACCAAUCAGAGAUGAGCAUUUUGACCUUUGUGAUCUUCCCAGACAAUGAUGAGGAGCCUCAGGUGUUCACGCGAGAGUUCGUGGUCAUGGAAGGGAUGAGCCUCGCGGUCGACGUUCCGAUCCUCAAUGUGGUCGACCUCGACGUUCCGGGCGAUGUUUUGGAAUUUGAGGUCGUGGUUCCUCCAAAACACGGGAAGAUCGUCCAGCACCUGGCGACAGGGACCGUUAUCGUCGUGACCUUCACCUUGGAUCAGAUCCGAACCGGUUCCACCAUCGUCUACGAACACGAUGGUUCUGAGACGAGACACGACAACUUCUCGGUGAAAGUAACGGACGGGAAACACAUCGUGGAGAAGGAGGUCGUCGUCACGGUGAUACCGGUCGACGACGAGACCCCGCGCCUGGCGAUCAACAUUGGGCUGGAGGUGGAGUUCAGGGAAUGGAAAGUCAUCACCAAUAAGAUCCUCAAAGCCACCGAUCUGGACUCGGAGGACGGGACUCUGAUGUUCAUCAUCCGCAGGGAUCCGGGGCAGGGCUGCCUGCAACGUUUCGUCGCUUCACAUAAGGUUUUAUUCAACAUGACGGUGGGUAUGAACUUCACCCAGGACGACCUCGACUCUGGUCUGAUCCGCUACAUUCACACUGGGCUCGGAGGAGUUCGUGACCUCAUCAAGUUCGACGUCACCGACGGCGUGAACCCGUUAAUCGACCGGUACUUCUACGUGACAGUCGGGGGGGUGGACGCGGUGUUCCCGGUUGUCGUGGUGAAUAGGGGCGUGUCGUUAAAAGAGGGGGGGCGGGCGCUCCUCACCACAGACCUCCUCAGUACCUCCGACCUCAACUCCCCCGACGAGCGCCUGACCUUUACCCUGACCCGUGACCCUGCCAGAGGUCGUUUAGAGGUCACGGACCGGCCCGGCGUCGCCGUCACAACGUUUACACAGCUCCAGUUGGCGGGGAGUAAGGUGUUCUAUGUUCACACGGCGGAGGACGAGGCCAGGAUGGACAGCUUCCAGUUCCAGAUCACAGACGGGCGUAACGUGGUCUACCGGACGUUCAGAGUCUCCAUCACAGACGUUGACAACAAGAAGCCUGUGCUGACCAUUCACAGGUUGGUCCUGGUAGCAGGUGAGACCAAGCUGGUCACACCGUUUGAGCUGAGUGUGAAGGACAGAGACACCUCAGACGGUCAGCUAAUCUUCACCGUCACCCAACAACCUCUCCACGGCCGUCUGCUCUACAAUGGGACCCGCGUUGCCACGACGUUCACCAAUCUGGAUCUGAUUCAGAACCUCAUCUGUUACAAACACCACGGAACAUCAAACACCCGACAUGACAGUUUCCUGUUUACUGUGACCGAUGGAACUCACACCGGGUUCUACGUCUACCCGGAGACCGGUCGCGCUACGGUUCAACCGCAGAAACUGGAGAUACAAGUUAACGUAGUCGACCGGACAGGACCGCGGGUCUUAGUGAACAAGCCGGAUUCGACCCUGAAGGUUCUCCAUACAGGACAGUUGGGGCUGCUGUUCACCAGUAAGGUCCUGAGGGUAGUGAACCAAGAGGACCGGAGGGGCCAGGGGACCAAGGAGCGAGGCCAGCCCAGGCAUGACAUCACCUUCUGGGUGUCAGAGGCACCGCGCUGGGGGGUCAUCGUCAACACAGCUCUGGGGAACAGCAGUGUCAGCUCCUUCACUCAGGAUGAUAUCGACCAGAGAAGGAUCUGUUAUAUUCUUCCUGCUGGAGUCAAGUCUACCAGUGAUGUGUUCUACUUCACCGUCCAAUACAACGGAGGAAACCGUGUGACCCAGCAGCCAUUCCGGGUCCAGUGGGCCUGGGUUUCCAUGGAGACACGGCUCUACACGGUGCAGGAGAGCUCCCAGUUUCUAGAGGUCACUCUGAGGAGGAGGGGCCAUCUGGGGGAGACGUCUUUCGUCACUGUCAGCGUGCAUGACAUCACAACGGAGAGAGGGCAGGACUACCAGGCCUCGCCCCCGAGACAGGUGCAGUUUAACCCCGGUCAGACCCAGGCCGUCUGGCGGCUGCGUAUCCAUGAUGACCAGGUGUAUGAGGGUACCGAAAGCUUCCGAUUGGUCCUGUCUGAACCGGUGAUGGCGCUGAUAGGACAGUCCAGCUCUGUUACCGUGGAGAUACUAGACCCUGAGGACGAGUCAGUAGUGUUUAUCCCACAGUUAGAGUUCAGGGUAGAGGAGGACGUUGGAGAGGUUUUGAUCCCUGUCAGGAGGACUGGAGAUCUCAGUAACGAACUCACGGUCCUCUGCUACACACAGGAAGGCUCAGCCAGAGGAACUGUCCCCAGCACAGUGUUGUCGUACUCUGACUACAUUGCUCGUCCGGAGGACCAGCGCAGCGCCCUGCGUUUCGACCGCGGCGAUUCCGAGAGGGCGUGUCGUGUACUCGUCAUCGACGACUCGCUAUACGAGGGGGCGGAGACCUUCGCCGUAACGCUGGGCGACGCCAUGGGGGGGCUGGUGAGAGCGGAGCAUAACAGUACACGCGUGGUCAUACUGCCUCAUACACCCGACGAGCCUGUGGUGUACCUGGGGAGGUCAGAGUACUCAGUAGAUGAGAGUUGUGGUUACCUGGAGGUUUCAGUUUGGAGGUCUGGUACUGACCUGUCCCAUAAUGCAUCAGUCACACUACGCUCCCGAUCAACACAGCCGGUCAGCGCUCUGGCGGGGUUGGACUACGUGGGCAUUGGCCAGAGUGUUGACUUCCCACCGGGCAUCACCGUGGUGACGGUGAAGGUGGCCAUCUUGGAUGACCUGGGUGGUCCGGUGAUGGAGGGGGAGGAGUCUUUCCAGCUGGUUCUGAGCAUGCCCAAUAACUCAUCACUAGGACGACCUAGCCUGGCUACCAUUACUAUCAACGACACCAUGUCUGACUUACCCAGGGUGCAGUUCAGGGAAGUGGAGCUGCGGGUGGACGAGGCCGACGGGCGGGCGGUUGCCGUGGUAACCCGUGACGGCGACCUCGGCCUCACCUCCGUUGUCAGAUGUUACACGCGCCAGGGUUCCGCCCAGGUGAUGACGGACUAUGAGGAGAGACCAGACACGGAUGAGUCCGUCGUCGCCUUCAGGCCAGGUGAGCGUGAGCAGCAAUGUAUCGUGACUCUGGUUGACGACUUAGAGUUUGAGGAAGAGGAAAAGUUUCGCCUGGUCCUCGGAAUCCCCAGAAGCCAAUCAGAUCUGGGCUUGUUGUUGGGUGAGCAGAAGGAGAUAGUCAUCAGGAUCACUGAUAGGAGAGAUAAGUCUGUGAUCAGGUUCUCCGAGCCUCGAUACACGGUGAGUGAGCCAGUUGCCCACGGCGAGAUAACCGUGCUGAGGGUUGCCGUGCAGCGCCAUGGCGAUGUCUCCAGGGUGUCGGUAGUGCGUGUGCACACUAAAGAUGGCUCUGCUCACUCUGGACAAGACUACAACCCUCUGUCACAGGAGCUGGUGUUUUCUGAGGGCCAGACAGAGCAUCUAGUAGAGGUAGAGGUUCUGUAUGACGAGGAGGGAGAGAUGAGAGAGACCUUCACCCUACAGCUCACACCAGACCAACAUAUGGUGGCUGACACACAGGUGACCAAGGCAACAGUGUUCAUUGAGGAGAAGGAGGGGGGUGAUGUGGGGGGCAUUACGUUCCCUGCUGUACCCCUCGUGGUGUCCUUACUGGUCUAUGAUGACCCAACUCUCGCCUCAACCCCAACCAGCCCCCACCCCCCCACCGGGUACCCCCUUGUGUGUGUGACGGCCUGUGACCCCCACUACCCGGACUACAGUCGUACCUUGUCUCUUUGCGUCUCCGAGGGUAUCAACAACACCCUGACAGAGUACCGCUGGCUCCUGGGGUCCCCAGGGACUCCUGAUGGUGUAGCUAGCCCACCGAGGGAGCUCCACGCUGGGACCUUCCUCACCUCUACCAGGUCCAUGCUGCUGGAUGCUGUUUACCUUCAGGCAGGGGCCAGGGUGCAGUGCUCUGCCCGAGCUGUGAGCACGACGGGACGGGGAGGACUGGGGCUGACUAGCCCUCAGGUGGAGGUCAGCAUGGAGGAGGGUCUGUGCCCUCCUCAUACCCCUGGGGCGAUUGGGGCUGAACCGUUCUCUGCUAAGAUCCGCUACACUGGACCAGACGACCCACAGCACCCCAACCUCAUCAGGCUAACCGUCACUAUGCCACAUGUAGAUGGUAUGCUGCCAUUCAUCUCCACCCGUCCCCUUUCCAACCUGGCACUAACCCUGAACCACGACCCCUCUCGGUUGGGGAACCACCGUUGUUCCAACCUCCAGGGGGGGCCAGGCGAUGCCAGAGAUACCCGUCUGGGGCUCACCUCGGCUGGGGUGGCCGUGACCGGCGUGGUGGGAGGGUCUCACCUCCGGAAUAGCAUAGCUCAGGACGGAGCUCUCUCCCUGCGUUUCUAUAACAGUCUGGACCUGGAGACGUGUGUCUGGAGCUUCUCUGGAUACUACAGCAUCAGCGACCUGCUGUCUGACUGUGGGGGGACCGUAAAGACGGACGGACAGGUCCUGAAUGCGGUCCAGUCGUAUGUGACGUUGCGUGUUCCUCUAUUCGUCUCCUACGUGUUCCACUCCCCGUCGGCCCCUGGCGGCUGGCUCACCUUUGACCUCCGAUCUGACCUCCACAUGACCUUCACCUAUGACACGUCUAUCCUGUGGCGUGACGGGAUAGGCAGCCCUCCCGAUGCUCCCCUGCAAGGCUCUCUUCACCCCACCAGCAUGCGUAUCAAUGGAGAGGGACGUCUGGUGGUCACCUUCAGGACAGAGGCUCGUUUCCGGGGACACUUUAUCCUGUCGCACCCAGGUGUAUCAGGGUCCUCAGUAGUAACAUCAGAUGCCCACUCCGGCCUGCUGUUCUCUCUAUUUCUGGUCCGGUCUGAGACCACCCUCACACACACCGUGCAAGCCUGGAGCUUUGUGUCUCAGCUGGCUGUACGUGACUACUCUGGCUCCUACACGGUGGCUCUGCUCCCCUGUCUGAUCCCUGAGGGGGGGAACACUGACCCCCCGGUCUGCCACCCUAGACCCCCCCUCUCAUUCAGCCUGGAUGUACGCUUCCAACAGGUUAGUGAUCCAGUCCCAGUAGAGUUCAGUCUGAACACAGUCCUGGUGUUGUUGUCUAAGAGAGAACUGUGGCUGUCUGAUGGGUCCAUGGGAUUCGGACAGGAUGACGACGUAGCUUUUAGUAAAGAUGCUGUGAUCUACGGCCGUGUGAUGGUUGACCCCGUCCAGUCGCUAGGCAACUCCUUCCAGUGUCACAUACAGCAGGUCUUCCUGUGUACCGGCGCUGACGGUUACAUACCAAAAUAUCGCCCCGGCAAUGGAGAGUACGGUUGCCUUGCCGAUGCCUCGUCUCUGCUCUACAGGCUUAAGAUACUGGACAAGGCUGAGCCAGAGAGCCAGGAGGUAGAGUUUGGAGGUAUCCGAUUUGAGGCCCGUCUGGCUGGGGACACACCCGGUGCUUUCCCCCUGGUCUCUCAACCUGAUGCUGACGGGUUCAGCCUCUCCCCAGCUCCUCUCUUCCAGGUGGCUGCUGGUCAUGAGUGGUACAUCCAUGCCGUCUACACCGUGCGCUCCAGGGACCACGGCAACCGCAACUACAACAACCAUAAUCACGCUGUCGGCAAGCGGAGUCUGUUCCUGCAGCACCACGUCAUCUCCAGCAGGGGGCGCCAGAAGAGAGCAGCUCCAGAGAAAGAGAGAGGAGAGGACCAGGACAGGGGGACCAACCUCCGACACGUCCACCUGCAGAGAGCGCCCAGCCUCGGGCAGAGCUGGGCCGAAGGUCCCCUGAUGGACUGGGAGCUCCCGGAGAGGGGGGAAGGUCCGGUGGGAAGCACAGAAAGGGAGACCUUGGAUGGGGCCAAGGCGUCCGUGACACUGGCGGUGGUGGUGCUGUUCUGA
This is a messenger RNA of Oncorhynchus masou masou (cherry salmon), 9258 nucleotides long. Its product is annotated as FRAS1-related extracellular matrix protein 2-like. The transcript has 36 exons. Gene Ontology annotation, cellular component: membrane. Gene Ontology annotation, biological process: anatomical structure morphogenesis; cell communication. The coding region runs from base 1 to 9258 and encodes 3085 amino acids. Lineage: Eukaryota; Metazoa; Chordata; Actinopteri; Salmoniformes; Salmonidae. The record is from RefSeq and is a predicted model, not a curated record.